Ruditapes philippinarum (Manila clam) is the source of this 5019-nucleotide messenger RNA. RefSeq names its product SR-related and CTD-associated factor 4-like. Lineage: Eukaryota; Metazoa; Mollusca; Bivalvia; Venerida; Veneridae. The record is from RefSeq and is a predicted model, not a curated record. Bases 539 to 2506 code for a protein of 655 amino acids. The transcript has 2 exons.
UGCGCAUGGCUGCACGGACGAUCAAAAAUAGUAUAUAUUUACAUACAAAUAUCUGCUCGAUAUGGGUUCAUAAUAACACAGGACUGAUUAAGAAAAUUCUACGGUUCAAAAAGUUGACAUAGUUGAAUAAUUUUAUAUUUUGUGCAACAGUGAUGAUAAGGAAUUGGGCCAGGUAGAUUUUGAGGAUGGAAUAAUGUACAAUAAUCGAGUUACAAUUGACAGAUUGAGGAAAAAUCGUUUGACGGUAUCAUACAUGAACGCACUAGUGACAUUCAACAAUUUCGGUGUCGCGUUUCUUCUAUUGGAGAGAGCAAGGUUGUUCACUUUAUACAGUGAUUUUCACGGGUACAUUUAGUGAAAAUAAGAUAUUGAUCUUUGAUUCAGUUAAUUUCUGUAUCGGAAUGUGAACAAGUCGGUUUAAUAGUGGUAUGAUGCGGAUUAAUUCAGCGGAGUAAUUCAUUGUUAAACAGGUUGUAAAACUUCCUUAUUCUUAUGAGAAAAUACUUGUGUGAUUUUUAUAACUAAAAAGGAAGUCAUAAUGGUGAUUUUAAACAGUAAUAGCCCAAUGAUAAGGUUACGAGUGUUGUAUAUAGGAAGCGCUGUUCCCCUGGACACAGUGGCUGGACUUGAUGCCAUCCAGGGACCACUGAGGGAACGUUAUCCGGUCGACUCGGACGAUGAUACGAGUAUAGAAGGAAUAGACGCGUUUGUUUCUAUCACUAAUGAAUGUAUUCAAUUACAAUAUUUGAAUGACUCUGAUCAGGUAGUUCAGUUUCCUGUUUCUUCCUUAAGUCUUUGUGCAGCAGUCAGGUGCGUGUCAACUAUUAAUACGGCAACCGGUGAAAAGGGUGCAAAGUUCGUAUCUCUAAAUGACCCUUUGGCGGGUGGAGAAAAUGCUAAGCGUCCGGCCAUAUUUACCGCAAUGACCCGUCGUACCCAAGGAAGAAAAGUGUUGGAAUGCCAUGGUUUUAUUUGUGCUUCAGCUCAGGACGCGCUUAACUUAGUCAAAUAUGCGUCAAUUGCUGGGAAAAACUAUAAACAAAAUGGAACAAUUAAGUCAAGUAGACCUGUACAACAAACUGUUGUAUCAAACGGUACCACUGACCCUCUUCUCGAUGCAGGAUCAACUUUAAAUCGGAUUUCAAAUGGAUCAGCAUUCACGCCUACAUCAAAUAUGCAAAAUGGAGUGUCAAACGGUACCUCUAUGAGACUCAUACCUGGUGAACCAAUAGCUCAUGUGGCUGCAGGCCCUGAAUUCUUCGAACCUGUAUCAACACAGGGAUAUUUCUACAGCAGUAACAGCGCAGAAGUAAAGAAAUAUAAUAUUGCUAAACUUGGUGGUAAUCGUAACAAGGAGAAUAUUGAUGUUACUCAGUCGGCCCCUAGUGAGAGACAGGCACCUACUAUUAUAAACGGAUAUCCACAUAGUACCGCACAGCGUCAGGCUCCAAGGGUAAUACCUGCCCCACAACCAAUUUACGUUCGUCUUCCGCGUCAACAGUAUGUUGCUGGUCCCCCAAGACCACCCCCACAUAUGCCAGUGUUUUAUGGGCCUCCACCACCUCCCAUGUUCGCCAGACCGAGGUUUUUCUCACCACCACCACCAAGAUUUCGACCUCAGCCGUAUAUGAUGCCGCCCGGUGGACCUCCGCCAAUGAUGGCUCCACCGAUAUAUGUUCGCCGACCAAGAGGUGGGUCUGCUGGAAGCAGGUCAAGGUCUAAUUCUUCCGGCUCUCGAGGCUCGCGGUCAAAAACACCAACGGGGCAAGUAAAUGGCGAAGAAACAGAACCGAAAAGAAUACCGAACGCUGACGACUCGAGUGAUUCUGAAAUUAGAGUGUUGAAUAGACAAAGGCCAUCCACCCCACCAACAGACUACGACGACAGACGUAAGGGAGAACGAGUGAGCCGGCGUGAUGCUUAUGAAGUUAAAUAUGGUGUACAGCCAUCACCAUACAGAUAUGGUCCGCCUCCUGAUGUAAUUCCACCAUAUGGUUAUGAUUAUUAUGUCCAGCCUCCACGACACGGUGGCUAUGCGCCAUUCACAAUGUACAAUCCUCACGCAAGGUCAAGGUCGGUACCAGGGUAUGAUAGAGCAAGAUCGAAGUCUCCGCGAAAGAAGAAGGGAAAGAAAAAGAAUAAAAAAGUAAAGAAAAAUAAACAACCCCCGCCUAAUCCGCAGUAUAUGUAUUAUCCUAGAGAGGGGUUAAGACGGCAACCUGCCAACAGUGAUGUUUCAACCGACAGUUUUGCUGGGUACCAUUCAGAAAAUCCUAGAGCAAACCGCCCAUUAGAUGGUACAAGCGGGUACCAGUUCUACCCACCACGUGAUUUCAGACGGAACGAAAACCAGCAUAUGAAUGAAAGAAACUUUUCUAAAAGUAUUAAAGAGGAAACUCGGCGGUCACGUGAUUCAAAGGCCUAUCCGACGGCAUAUGAGUUGAACGAUGCAUUAACUCGAGGUGACGGUGACAGAAAUGAGGACGUUGAUUUCAAUAUGUACUAGAGAGCUACUCAAAGAAGAAACAGGUACAGAACAUAAGACAAACACUAGCACGUGGAGUAUUUCACGCUACAUGGUGUCACCACGGGGACUACUGCACUUGUUUACAUCAAUUAAAGAAGAUAAAAGUGCUAUAUAACAUAUUUCUAUUAACUUACAAAAAUGCCGCAUUGCCCUUCAUUAUACAAAUACAAAUUCUAUACCAUUUUCAUAGAGAGUGCUUUUUUUUGGGCGCGGGAGUGUUUAAACUAAAUCUUGACGCAGGCGUAUCACAACGACCAUAAUAGGCACUUCAAGGACUGAUAUUGUAUACAUCUCUAAGGUGUUCCUUCUGACACGCCUUUGUUUGAACUUGUGAUGUGAAUUAGUAGCACCUCAACGACAGCAUUCUUUAUUUAGGUAACUGCUGUGACAAUAUUAUGUUGUGAUGUUUGCAUAACGAUUAUGAAAUCAGUUAUUAGAGGCAUGGCCAUGAGUGUAUACCAUAGUCAUUUAAAGUGCGUUUUAAAUACUAUGGUGUCGGAUAGGUACCAUUAUUGUGCCAUUGUAUGUUUUUUGUAAAUGUCAUGAAUUAUUUACAUGUACUAUGCACGUGCGUGUAAUAAUUCCGUUUAUAUUCUUUUGUAAUGUUUUUAGUGAAACGUUAUCCUAUCUUUAUAUAUACAUCAUAUCGAAAAUUGUCAACUUUAUAAACAAAAUUUGAAGAUCAUCUCAUAUAGAUCUUCGUUGUUUUGCAUGUGAAAGUUUUAUGAUUGAUUCUAUCAAACUUGAUGCAAGAAAGCCUGGGCAAAUAUGUUUUAAACAGUAUUUACACGUAUAGCUAAUAGCAUUAUGUAUAUUUUAUGUUUCAUUGAUAUUUGUAUUUGAUUUAGAUGUAAUCAAUCACUUUAAAUCUUUGAUGUAUACCUUUAAUUAUAGAAACAUGUGAUUAUAUAUGUCGAGGGUUGACUGCAAAACUGUAGUAACUUAUAUAAAAUAAAGAAGGAUUUACAACAGUUUUGCGAUCAAUCUUCGAUUUGUCCUGUUUCUGUUAAUACGCAACAUUGCAUCUGUUAUUGAUGACGAUGCAAAUUUAAAAGUUAUAAUCAAACAGAAAAUAAUUCAUUAUGUAUAUAUAAAGUCACUUUUAUCAUGUUAACAUGUCAGAAUUUUUAAGUAUACAUUGUAUAUGCACAUUAUUAUUAAGUCAAUUAAUAAAUCAAAGUUUAAUCAGCUAUUAAUUAUAUUUUGUAUAUACAUGAACAUGUAUUAGCCAAUUAUUGUCGUCUGAUAUAACACCAUACAUUCAGGAAGUUUAAAUAUUUUAAGAUCUGGUACAAUGUCGUCUGCUUGAUUUUAGUUACAAUGCAGUUUUACAAAGUAUAGGUGCUGCAUUUUUCAAGGGGUAUUCAGUAAAUUUAAUAGUGUUGCCAACACUUGUCAUUUCCUUUCUGAUCCUUCCGUAAUUGAUUUGUUACAUUUGGCACUUAGAGUUGUUAAAAAUUGUUGUACAUGCAGAGUUUGAGAUAUAUUCAUUUUAUGAUAAUUGUUAAGUUUUUUGUGGCUACUUUUUGUUUGUAUGGAAAUAUCCCUAUUGUAUUAGAUAUUUGUUUGUAUCUUCGAUAUGCCACUCAAACAAGUUAUUUACUUUUAUAAUACCAGAUUCAUGUAAUGGAUGCGUCUAACUUUUAUUUUGGAACAAUCCAUUCAAUAAUUUAGGGAUUUCAAUAUAUAAUUAUACAAAAAAAUAAGCGUUCAUCAGUAUGGAACCUGGUCAAGUUGCAAGGAUGUAUAGGCUGGCCUGGUUGUACACUGGCGGGAACGUCAGUCACUUAGCAGGUUAAUUGUUAACAUUAUUACUGUUGAGUAUUAUCUUAUAUAUUAAUAUAUCUUAUCUUUUUUAUUUCGAAAUAUUGACCAGCAUAUUUGAGUCAUCUGUAUAGGUGUGUCGGUAUACAGUUUCUAAUAAUAAAACUUAACAAUAAAGCGGGUUUUUAUUUCGUCAUAAAAUUAUAGGCGCAAUUAUCCUAAAACGUGAGGUUUUAUGUUCUAUCAUGAUUUUUUGUGUAGCAUUUAUAUCUAUUUUAAGGUUAAUAUGUAAAAAACCUUUGAGAAAAUACACACAAUAUACUGAAUGUAAAUAUAACUCUUAUGAAGAUUUAAACGAAGUAAUUUUUUGAAAUAUGACCACACAAUAUGACUGUCGUAUUAGUGAAUUGGUCUACAUGAAUAACGGACAAUUUUUUGUACUACAUUUCACAAUAUAGUUCCUUGAAAUCGCUUGAAUCAUUUACAUAAUUUUGAAGUUUCGAAGUGGUCUGUUUUGUAAAGUUGAUAUGUUUACCUUUCAAGAUUUUGUGCAAAAAAGUUGUUUUAACUUAAAAAAAGAAUGAGUUACAGCCAUUUUGCAGCAAGCCCUCAAUUUGUUAUUGUAUAAAUGUUUGUUAUAUUUUAUAAAUUACGAGUGCAAGACAGAUCUUUAGUUUAGGAGAACAUAUAUCUAUAUGAUGAAUGUUAAAACAAACAGCCAUUGUUAU